CAGACGGCAAAGAGCCAAAACCGAUAUUUCAACGUAUUUUUCACCGUAUAUGGCUUUAUAAUGACUAUUGUGAUUACAAGUUGGUUGCGAAGAAGCCCAAGGAAAAGUCUAGACAGGUGUGUGUGAUGGCUUUCCAAUCGUCGAUAACUUCCGUACCUCCUCCAUCAGUUCCCCUCUUCCCCUGCAAAUCUCUCCUGAGCAAAGCCUCAUGCUCCCCUUCUUCGUUUGUGAAUUACUCGUCGCGGUCCUCCUCUUCUCUGCGCAACUUGACGAGUUGUCCCACUAGUCUCCCCUCAUUGGGGCUCAAAUCUAAAAGGACUGCUUCCUUUCGCUGCUUCGCCUCCGCAUUAACUCCUGAGCUCAAGUCUACAUUGGACAAAGUUGUUACUUCACACAAAGUGGUUCUAUUUAUGAAGGGAACUAAGGAUUUUCCACAAUGUGGUUUCUCACACACGGUGGUACAGAUAUUGAAAUCCUUGAAUGUUCCAUUUGAAACCAUAAACAUACUAGAAAAUGAGAUGUUACGCCAAGGGUUGAAGGAGUAUUCUAGCUGGCCAACCUUUCCACAACUUUACAUUGAAGGAGAGUUUUAUGGUGGCUGUGACAUUACUGUUGAGGCUUAUAAGAGCGGAGAAUUACAAGAAUUAUUGGAGAAGGCAGUGUGUUCCUGAAACAUUUUUAGGUGAGGUAAGGCUGUUGUACUCUUCAGAUCAGAAAUGAUAAGAAACAUACCAUGAUUUAUUUGAUUGCUUGCUUAUAUUGAAAACUUGAUUGUGGGUCAUUUCCAAAGUGUCUGUCUUUGGUUAAUUUCAAGUAAAUUGUGCUGUUGAUACUGUACUGGAUGGAAAAUUGUAUUUGAAUUGUCGUAUUCAGAAGUAUCAGAAUUAUUCAUCUGAUAUGAAGCUUCUUUUGUGGGAAAUAAACUUCUACUCCACACUA
Messenger RNA from Mangifera indica (mango), 939 nucleotides. Its product is annotated as monothiol glutaredoxin-S7, chloroplastic. Bases 126 to 671 code for a protein of 181 amino acids. The transcript is spliced from 3 exons. The record is from RefSeq and is a predicted model, not a curated record. NCBI's taxonomy places the organism in Eukaryota, Viridiplantae, Streptophyta, Magnoliopsida, Sapindales, Anacardiaceae.